Thermothielavioides terrestris NRRL 8126 is the source of this 1451-nucleotide messenger RNA. RefSeq lists its product as uncharacterized. The transcript has 2 exons. The coding region runs from base 140 to 1171 and encodes 343 amino acids. Lineage: Eukaryota; Fungi; Ascomycota; Sordariomycetes; Sordariales; Chaetomiaceae. Gene Ontology annotation, biological process: fatty acid elongation. The record is from RefSeq and is a predicted model, not a curated record. Gene Ontology annotation, molecular function: ketoreductase activity. Gene Ontology annotation, cellular component: endoplasmic reticulum.
GCCAAAGCUCCAGCAAACACUCCACAGCAAGCGGCCAGGGGCUCAGCUGCGGGUCGCAAAAACUUGGGGAACUUCACCCAUUAUCCUGACACCCCAGACGCAUUGCCUGCCCCGAGAAAGGCUUGACUGCAGCGGCAAAAUGGCAUUCAACCUCACCUACUUCCAGGACCCCAUCGAUAAGGUCCUCGGCUAUUGGAACUCCGUCCCGCAGCAAGCCCAAUGGGGUCUGGCCGCCGUUGGCGCCCUCUACCUCGCGCGAGGAGCCCUCUCCUUUCUCCAACUCUUGUUGAACUGCUUCAUCCUUAGCGGCACCAAUCUCCGCAAGUAUGGCAAGAAGGGAACCUGGGCCGUCGUCACGGGCGCAUCGGACGGUCUAGGCAAGGAGUUCGCAUCGCAGCUGGCCGCCAAGGGCUUCAACCUGGUCCUCGUCUCCCGCACGCAAUCGAAACUCGACAAACUCGCCCGCGAGUUGACGCUGAGAUGGACUGGCUUUCAAGCUAAGACGCUUGCCAUGGACUACUCUCGGGACGACGAUGCCGACUACGAACGCCUCGCCGAGCUGAUCUCGGGCUUGGACGUGGGCAUUCUGAUCAACAAUGUCGGACAGUCCCACAGCAUCCCCGUGCCGUUCCUCGAGACGGCGCGCGACGAGCUUCAGAAUAUCGUCACCAUCAACUGCCUUGGCACGCUGAAGACGACGCAGGUCGUCGCGCCGAUCCUGGCGAAGCGCAAGAAGGGCCUCAUCUUGACCAUGGGCUCGUUCGCCGGCGUCAUGCCCACGCCGUACCUCGCCACCUACAGCGGCAGCAAGGCCUUCCUGCAGCACUGGAGCAGCGCGCUUGCGUCGGAGCUCAAGCCUCAAGGCGUCGAUGUCCACCUCGUCGUCAGCUACCUGGUCACGACUGCCAUGAGCAAGGUCCGCCGCACCAGCCUGCUCAUCCCAAACCCAGCGCAGUUUGUCCGCUCCGCCCUGGGGAAGGUCGGCCUUAGCAGCACCGAGAGCUUCGCCAACACGUACACGCCGUGGUGGAGCCACGCCAUCUUCAAGUGGGUGGUUGAGAACACCGUGGGCGUCGCGAGCGCCUUCACCAUCUGGUACAACAAGAGGAUGCACGUUGACAUCCGCAACCGGGCGCUGCGGAAGGCGGCGAGAGAGGCCAAGAAGCAGUGAGCUCGCAAUCAUGUGUUUGAGGGGCGGGGCCCAUUCAUGGUACGGCAAACGAAUGUAGCCCAUACUUUAGGGACCUGCGGUUUGUGGCAAACCGCAACCAGGACAAUAAGGUCGUUAAUUUUUGGUCGUUCGAGAAUAACUGCUUAGAGAAAAACUGAAAUUGUAUUGAUAAUGCGCCAUUCUUCCCUUGCCACAGAGAGCCCAUUCAAUGCCUCUCAUCACUGAGCAUCAAUCAUCAAUUCAUGCGCUCCCGUGAAUAGGAGCUCUGGGCAAAAGAAUA